Protopterus annectens (West African lungfish) is the source of this 2444-nucleotide messenger RNA. It is a transcript of the gene HEATR3, whose product is annotated as HEAT repeat containing 3. Lineage: Eukaryota; Metazoa; Chordata; Ceratodontiformes; Protopteridae. The record is from RefSeq and is a predicted model, not a curated record. Gene Ontology annotation, biological process: protein import into nucleus; ribosomal large subunit biogenesis. The transcript is spliced from 15 exons. The coding region runs from base 118 to 2169 and encodes 683 amino acids.
UCGUAGUUUCGAUUACUUUACCACGGCUCGUGGGACCCACAUGGUUUGCUAGGAGGUCGCGGAGCCUUUCAUUACAACUGGGACGGGCUCUUAUUUAAAUGCCCGGCUCCGCAGAUCAUGGGGAAGACGAAGAUGAAACGGUUUAAACCUAACCCGUUUGCACCUGCAGGAGUGUCUGGUAGUACAAGCAUGAGGAGUGUGGAGGAGGAAGAAGAGUUGGAUGACGAUUCGCCAGCUGGGGAGUUGUUGGAAAAAUUACAGAAUCCUUGUGCUGAUAUCCGGGAGUACACCUGUGCCAGGAUUGCAAAGAUGGUGCAACAUAAGCAGGCCAUCCCAUCCUUUCUGGAGAAGGACAUUGUGCGAUGUAUGGGCCCAAUGCUACUCGAUCAGAGUUUGGCUGUGCGAGAAGCAGCUGCUGGAGCUCUUAGAAAUCUUAGUGCCUGUGGAGGACAUGAGGUUUGCGAUGACAUGGUGAAGCAGGACAUCAUGACUCCCCUUGUUAUACUGUUGAGGGAGUGCAGUGCUGGCUUUGACUCCAGCCGAGUAAAUUCGCCGAAUGGAAAAAGCGCAAGUAAGAACUGUAUAGAAGAUGUGGCCAGUGAGGCUGUUCACUUGCUCUGGAAUUUGUGUGAAAGCAGCAGUACCGCUGUGUCGGUGUUCAAUAAGGAGAACCUUCUGCACAUUUUGCUGCGUUGUUUACAGAAGUUCCCUACGCACAAAGAGCUGUCUGUUUCAGCAGCGUAUUGUUUACAGACGGUGACAGAAGACAAUCCUGAACUGUUGAAUACAGUUUCUGCCCCUGAGCUUCAAGUAUUAGAAUCGAUAAUGCAAUCUUCAGUAAGCGACACGGAGAGCAUCCUUCUAAGAACUCUGGUGUCUGGAUCCCUGUGGAAUCUGAAGAGUGUUAUCCCGUCGAAUAGCCAGGCAGACUCCAUCAAUGCCGUUAUCCGGAUUCUUUCUAGUGCAUUAGAUGUCGAUGCUGGUCAGAUGAUUCUCCAACUAAAAGAAGCUGAAAAACAUAUACCAGCAUUAUCAGUGGAUGCUGAAAUGGAGGAAGCAAAACCCGUUGUUUCAGAUGAUGUACUGAAUGAGGGAGAUGGCAUGGAUGAAGGACUUAAACCAGGCAGACGGAAAGUUAAGAAUGACGAUAUUUCAGAUUUACUUCCACCUAAGAAUGUGGAACUCAGGCAGGCCGAAGCUCUUCUGAUAGGUCAGCAGACUGCACUGGAACUAAUAGUCAACAUGUGCUGCUCCGAAGAACCUUCAGAUGAUGAAUGGGAGGACCAGUCGAGCAGCGAUGACAGCGAUGUUUGUAUGGAACAUGCAGCGUAUGAAAUUAACGGGCAGCUGCUGUCUCCGCUCUGUCUGUCUGCAGAGGUGCAUUCAGCAUUGAUGAACUAUGAUAUACCAAAGAAGGUAAUAGACAAAACAGCUUUUCCGAAUAAUGCUGCAGUAGAUGUCUGCCUUUCGAGUCCAUCUUGGAGAUCAUUAGAGAAAAGAAUGCAAAAGAUUCAGUGCAGAGCACUUACCUGUCUGCAUAAUAUGUUGUCCGUAUUGGAUGUGGAGGGUCUUGGAGGAGUCUCGGCACUUCAGGCUCUUGCCCAGCACCUUUCUCAGCUAGUCUUCUCUCAGACAGAGAUUCUGAAACAAGAAGAAUUCUUGGAAGCCAUAAGUAGUGCAGUACGGUCCUUGCUACAAAUUUUGGCCUCUAAAAAUAUACCUCAGUGUAUAACGCCAGAGCAGCUGAUGACGUUAUGUGAAGCUGGAGUCCGCUGCAGUAUUGUAAGCGUUCGUGUAAAUGCUGUCGGCAUCAUGGGAAUCACAGGCAGCGUACUUGCUAAAGAAACCAAUGUUAUGGAAACACUUAAGAUGAUAGGACAUUUUUUGCUUCAGGUCACCACUAAGGAUCCUUCUCUGGUUGUAACAGGAGAAGCCCUGGAUGCACUUUUUGAUGUGUUUGCAGAUGGCAAAGAAGCUGAGGAGGCAGCCACUCAGAUAAAGCUCCUUCAAGCUCUGAAAACUUUUCAGCCAGUGUUCAAAGCUAGGCUUCGGAAAGAAGGAAGACUAAGUUACAGUCCGGAUCAACUGUGUGUCCUGGAUAACGUGAAAAUGAAUCUCAGAAGAUUUAUUGCUUAUCAAGAAGCAAUACAAAAAACAUGCCUUUCCUGAAACAUUGCUACGUACUUCUGUUCUUUUGACGUUAAAUAAGGAGUUUUGACUUUUGAAAAAGUUUUUUUUUUUUUUAAUUAUUUUUUUAUUUGAUUUGAUUAUUUCGUAGCAGUUAAUUCUUUUAACAAAGGAAUGAGGAAGGGUUUUGUGACUUUAACGUCGUCUUCUGUUCCAUGUGUGCAAUGCAGAGAUGCAAUUAUGGGUUGAUGCAAUAUGUAAAACAUAACUAUUUUACAAUGUUUGUACAGAUUGAAUAAACCAACUUUUGAAUGGUA